Molecule: messenger RNA, 1212 nt
Organism: Bipolaris maydis ATCC 48331
Lineage: Eukaryota; Fungi; Ascomycota; Dothideomycetes; Pleosporales; Pleosporaceae
Biological process (GO): mitochondrial tryptophanyl-tRNA aminoacylation
Cellular component (GO): mitochondrial matrix; mitochondrion
Molecular function (GO): ATP binding; tryptophan-tRNA ligase activity
Source: RefSeq, a predicted model, not a curated record
AUGUCUUCUCUGCGUGCGCUGCAUCGCGCAACCCCUUCACCUCUGCGCUCAUGUAGCAAUUGUCUGCGCCGGUAUUCCCUCGCAUCGCCCUCGAGCCAGCAACAGACGCAGAAGAAAGUCAUUUUUUCCGGCAUCCAACCCACAGGCAUCCCACAUCUUGGAAAUUAUCUGGGCGCAUUACGGCAAUGGGUCCGACUGCAAGACGAGGCGUCACCAGACACGACGCUCCUCUUUUCCAUUGUCGACCUGCACGCCAUUACCAUCAAGCAAGAUGCACGUGAAUUGGCCAACUGGCGCAAAGAGAUGCUGGCCAGUCUCUUAGCAGUAGGACUCGACCCAAAGCGAUGCAUAAUCUUCACACAGAGCAGCGUAAAGCAGCACGCUGAACUCAUGUGGAUUCUCAGUUGCGGUGCCAGCAUGGGCUAUCUAGGCCGCAUGACGCAGUGGAAGGCCAAACUCUCCCUCCCAUCAGACUCCUCCCCCCUCGACCCCUCCAACAACAAAGACGCCCUAAAACUCGGCCUCUUCUCCUACCCCGUCCUCCAAGCCGCCGACAUCCUCCUGUACAACACCACGCACGUCCCCGUCGGCGAAGACCAAGCCCAGCACCUGGAAUUCACGCGCGAGCUAGCCAUCGGCUUCAACCAUGUCUACUCUUCCUUGCCAUCUUCUUCAUCAUCAGCAGCAGCAGGAGGAGGAGGAGGAGGAGCUCCCCUCCUAACAAUCCCCCAAACCCUGCUCAGCCCCGCCAAACGCAUCAUGAGCCUUACGGACCCCACCAAGAAAAUGAGCAAAAGCGACGCUAGACCCAAAUCCCGCAUCUUACUUUCUGACUCGAGAGAAGACAUCUUUGCCAAAGUCAAGUCGGCGCUGACGGACUCGAUAGAGGGUGUGAGUUAUGAUCGGGAAAAGAGGCCUGGAGUGUCGAAUUUGGUGGACCUGCUGUGGCAUUUUGAUCAAAAUGGUGGAACUGGGUCGCCGGAGGAAUUGGCGGAGCAUCUCAAGGAUUUGAGUAUGAGGGCGCUUAAGGAGAGGGUGGCGGAUACGGUGGAUACGGGGAUUAGUGGGGUACGAGAGAGGUAUCUGGAGUUGAUGAAGGGGGGUGGGCAGACGGAAUUGGUGCGGCAUGCUGAGCAGGGUGCGCAGAGAGCCGAGGAGAUUGCUGAGAGUACAAUGGUGAGGGUGAGGAAUGCCUUGGGCAUUGGAUGGUAA